Messenger RNA from Trichoderma atroviride IMI 206040, 3385 nucleotides. RefSeq lists its product as uncharacterized. NCBI's taxonomy places the organism in Eukaryota, Fungi, Ascomycota, Sordariomycetes, Hypocreales, Hypocreaceae. The record is from RefSeq and is a predicted model, not a curated record. Gene Ontology annotation, biological process: maturation of SSU-rRNA from tricistronic rRNA transcript (SSU-rRNA, 5.8S rRNA, LSU-rRNA). Gene Ontology annotation, molecular function: protein binding. Gene Ontology annotation, cellular component: nucleolus; small-subunit processome.
AGUGGUAGACGCAUAUACCACUUUAAAACCAAGAUCCCCAACAACUCUCCAAAAGUUUCAAUUGAUACAGCCGACAAUCACCCAAAGUAGAGAACAGAGAAGCAAACCCCACAAUGAAGAUCAAAGCCAUCAGCCGGUCCGUAUCGGCCCAGCAGCCCCCCGGCACCGACACCGUCAAGCAGCCCCGGAACCUCGACUCGGCCAUCCACCCCUUCGAGCGCGCCCGCGAGUACAAGCGCGCCCUCAACGCCGUCAAGCUCGAGCGCAUGCACGCCGCGCCCUUCAUCGGCCAGCUGGGCCGCGGCCACGUCGACGGCGUCUACUCCAUCGCAAAGGACCCCAACGCGCUCGAGCGCUUCUCCAGCGGUAGCGGCGACGGCGUCGUCAAGGUCUGGGAUCUGACAAGUCGAGAGGAAAUCUGGCACGCCACAGCGCAUGAGAACAUUGUCAAGGGCCUCGAGUGGACGCGCGACCAGAAGCUGCUGACCUGCGCUGCGGACCGCUCCAUCAAGCUCUUCGACCCGUACAAUCUGCCCAGCGAGUCGGCGCCCAUCUCAUCGUGGCUCGGCUCCGGCGCCUUCACGAGUCUCUCGCACCACCGCUCGCGCAACGCCUUCGCCGCCGCGUCGAGCGUAAUCUCCAUCUACGACCUCGAGCGCCACACCGCCGCGCCCGAGGUCCUGCACUGGCCCACCGCCACCGACACAAUCACAAACGUCGCCUUCAACCACGUCGAGACGUCCGUCCUAGCCUCGUGCUCCAACGACCGCUCCAUUGUCAUCUACGACCUGCGCACCUCCACGCCCGUCGCAAAGUCCGUCCUCACCUUUGCCUGCAACCGCAUCGCCUGGUCGCCCAUGGAGGCCUUCAACUUCGCCGCCGCCUCCGAGGACCACAAUGUCUACCUCUUCGACAUGCGCAAGAUUGACCGUGCGCGCAACGUCCUCAAGGGCCACGUCGCCGCUGUAAUGGACGUCGAGUUCUCCCCCACCGGUGAGGAGCUCGUCACCGCCUCCUGGGACCGCACCGUGCGCCUGUGGGAGCGCGACCGCGGCCACGCCCGCGACGUCUACCACACCAAGCGCAUGCAGCGCGUCAUGUCCGCCAAGUGGACGCCCGACGCAAAGUACGUCCUGUCCGGCUCCGACGACGGCAACGUGCGCAUCUGGCGCGCAAACGCCUCCCAGCGCCAGGGCAUCAAGUCGGCCCGCCACCGCCAGGCCCUCGAGUACAACGAUGCCCUCGUUAAGCGCUUCGGACACAUGCCCGAGAUCAACCGCAUCAAGCGCCACCGUCACCUGCCAAAGGUCAUCAAGAAGGCCGGCGAGAUCAAGAACGAGGAGCUCAAGUCCAUCAAGCGAAAGGAGGAGAACGAGCGGAAGCACUCGAGCAAGCAGUUCCAAGCACGCAAGGGCGAGAGAGAAAAGAUGGUGCUGGCUCGAGAAAAGUAAAAAAAGACAGAAAGGUUGCUGGGUUAUUGGGACAGUGGUUACUGUUUGCUUGUCAAGGGUUUUUAUACCAAAACGUAAAAAAGGGAGACCUUACGGUAGUUGCAUGGCACGGCGUUCAGGAUUUAAAAAGGGGGUUAUUGCUUUGUUCUACGAGAUACAUAAUGGACUGGACUUUUGUAGCAUCAUAUUUGCCAGUAGCACUGACGAAUCAAAAGAUUAUUCGUUAAAAGAUAUAGCAAGACAGGCGCAAUCAUUAUCAUAAAAUUUCUCUUCAAGUCAAGCAGUCAAUUCUGUGAUGAAAAUACUAUAUCGCCUCUUCAUUCGAGAGACAAGCUAAAUCUAUCUCAACUAGACGCGAAGAAAAAACGACAUCUUCCAAUACUUUUCGUUCUGUGCUUGAAAAGAGAAGAACAAACAAACAUGAAAGACAAAAGGUACGCAACUUUUUUCCCCAUCUAGUCUUCAUCGUAGAAAGUAACAAAAGUCGGCAUCCGAAAUCCGACAGAGAGAAGAAGAAGAAAGCAACAAAAAUCAAGUCCAUAAGCCGGCUAAAGUACCACAUUUCCUUCGUUCCUGAUUACCUCCCCUUAAACGCCACGGAGCUUGCCUAACAUGAAUCAAGGCAGUUAAAAGAAAAAGAAGAAAAGUGACAAAAGAAAGGAAAAAAAGACAAAUAGCAAGGCAUUUUCAAUGCCCCCCAAUGCAAAGGCAGACUUGUGCCCACCCGUGAUCAACGGCUACUCUUCCUCAUCCUCUGCCUGAAGAAUGAAAGAGCUGCAGUUGUUCGUGUUAUGCUUGUGUGUCCUGUUUCUCCCUGAAUUAAUGUGUCCAUUCCCCUGUAAGCAUCGCGAUCCUUCCGCGUGUGCCGUUCCAACGCCAAGAUUUGUUUCCGUUAAUAUUGUACAGCUAAUGCAUUGCCUGGCCUGCUUAUCCCGGCGGAUAUCUUAAGAGACAGUAAAGAAAAAAAAAAAAGAAAAAAAAAAAAAGAUGGAGAAUGGAGGAUAAAAGUGACCACACAAAAUAGAAGCCAUCAGACGGUGCCUCUAGCAGCCUUCUGAGGCCUGUAAUUGGGAAGCUCCUCGAACCAGCCUCGCACGUCGUUAUAGCGGUAGGCAUGGAAGGCAAUACCGUAAGGCUUGGGCUCGAUCGAAUAAAGCAUGCCCAAAGGCACAUCCAUAUCGGUAAUGUCCUCUCGCGUCAGGUCCAUGAAGUAGGCCAUCAGGACGCGGCAGACGGACCGGUGCCCAAUGAUGAGAACGUGGUCUGUGAUGCGCUCAAUCUCCCGCACCAUGUCGCGAAGGCGGCUGAUAACCUGGAGGUACCCCUCGCCACCAACACCCGGGUAGAUAUAAUUAAGCUUAUCCUGGGCACGCUUCUUGAACUCCUCGGGGCACUUUUGCGCAAUCUCCUUAUAAGUCAUUCCCUCAAAUUGGCCAGAGUUGAGCUCGUUUAGCAUUUCCCAGUUCUUGACGUCGUAGUCGUCGUCGACAUCAAAGUACUCGGCUGUCUCUACGCUGCGUUGCAGCAUUGACGUCCAGACGCAGAAGUUCUUGUCGUCGACAUCGCUGUACAUGUCGGGGUAAGGGGGAGUGUUGUCGCCAGGAAGAGGGGGAAAUGUCGCCUGCGCCAUCUUGCUCUUCUGCUCUAUGAUCCACUCCUUUCGCUUCUGUGUGAUGAAGCGAUGAAGAGCCUGGGCGUAGUAGUGGCCUUUCUCGGUAAGAGGCGCGUCACCACCUAAUCUGCCCAGCUCAUUGUCGAGGCUCUGGCCGUGUCUGGUGAUCCAAAUUUGUCGGGGGGCGAGAUUGAAGCUCGAGAGGUAGGUGCUAAGCCCACCGCUUAAGAAUCCCUUGAGCCUGUGCUGAAUCAGCUUUCGGCCGACAUCAACCAUCUACAAGACCGCGUUAGCCACAUGCUGGAAUAAAAAGAAAGAAGAC